AAAAGUUGAUAUUCUUUUCCCGCUCUUCUCCGUCAUUUCUCUCUAACAAACUCCGACUGUACCCGUUUCUUCCAUAAGUCCCUUCCAGCUCCGGUACCGGAACCUGAAGAUGACAGUGAAACGGCUUCUUUACUGGAAACCGAACCAAGAAUCCGCAAUAAACAGCCAUACAGUGAACAAAAUCUCAGAGUGUGUGAAGGCAUUCAAUGGCGUCAAAGAAAGAGCAUGGAAAACUGAUCUUCGUUAUUACAGAUCCAUUUUACCUGAUCAAUCAAAUCCUGCUCGCCAUGCUUUGGGAUUAUAUUUCAUGGGAAAUCCGAACAAAUAUUACUUGAUCAUUUCGAAACAAAACAUUGUUGUUGAGGCUGAUCCUUCCAUCCUCACUAUCUUGGAUAAACUCCAUACUUACUUUUCUACUAUUGUCCUUUAUUUUGAGGGUGUGGACUAUAAACUGGGUGACUUUCAGAUGAAAUUGGUUAAAGUUCUUACUCGUUAUAACUAUCUCAGAGGCAUUUUAAUGGAGGCAACAAUUUUUUAAUUCUUGUUCCGUUGGUGUUUCUUUGUUAGCUAGACUUGUUUGUAUUGAAAUUUGGUUUGAUUUUGUGUGCAGAUUGAGUAUAUGCCUAUUUCUUCAAUUGAAAUAACCAAGCCAAUUAUGGAAGAGUUCAUUGAAAUAUGGCAACAAGUGGUGUCCACAAAAGCAUUACCUGGCGAAUUCAUUGGAACACAACCGAAUUUUGCGAAAUAUGGGCUUUCUGCCGGUUACACUUGGCAACACACAGCUGUUCAGUAUGUUGAUGCAUUUGAAGAAUUAAUGCAUUCAGCGGGACUUUAGAAGCUUUUCCCUUCUCAUCAAAAGCCAACAACAAUAAGACUAAACCAUUCAAAACUUGGUAUUGCUAUUACCAAGUUAGAUAUCUGUUCAUGGAGUAAGAUUUUGUAUUGCGCUAAUAACUCUUUUGGUUUCUGCAUCAUCCAUGUUGGAGUAGCAUGCUUUGAAGCAGAUGCAAGAACAAAUGGGGAAGGAGGAAAGUAUGAGAGUACUCCAACAUCUGUUGGUCUACAGGCGUGUUUGCUUUUCAAGACACAUGCUAUGUAUAAUAACUAUAAUGAGAUGGAAUGGUUGAUAGCUUUGUUUUUGGGGUGUGUUCAAGUACUUGGAAUGUUGCUGGAAGAUCUCAU
Lathyrus oleraceus (garden pea) is the source of this 1182-nucleotide messenger RNA. Its product is annotated as mediator of RNA polymerase II transcription subunit 20a. Bases 110 to 538 code for a protein of 142 amino acids. Gene Ontology annotation, molecular function: transcription coactivator activity. Gene Ontology annotation, biological process: regulation of transcription by RNA polymerase II. Gene Ontology annotation, cellular component: mediator complex. Lineage: Eukaryota; Viridiplantae; Streptophyta; Magnoliopsida; Fabales; Fabaceae. The transcript has 3 exons. The record is from RefSeq and is a predicted model, not a curated record.